Ceratotherium simum simum (southern white rhinoceros) is the source of this 2090-nucleotide messenger RNA. RefSeq names its product retinol saturase (gene RETSAT). Lineage: Eukaryota; Metazoa; Chordata; Mammalia; Perissodactyla; Rhinocerotidae. Gene Ontology annotation, biological process: retinol metabolic process. Gene Ontology annotation, cellular component: endoplasmic reticulum membrane. Gene Ontology annotation, molecular function: all-trans-retinol 13,14-reductase activity. The record is from RefSeq and is a predicted model, not a curated record.
UUCCCGGCUGGGCAGGACAACCUAACAGCGGCCUCCGAGGCUGGGCGCAGUCGGCGCAGACUCACUUCUCGAUCCAUUCCUCCGACCGGCGCCAUGUGGCUUUGGCUGGUGCUGCUGGCCGUGCUGCUGCUGGUGGUCCUCCGCAAAGUUUACCUGGGGCUGUUCACAGGCAGUUCCCCGAACCCAUUCUCCGAGGACGUCAAGCGGCCACCCGCGCCCCUGGUGACCGACAAGGAGGCCAGGAAGAAGGUUCUCAGGCAAGCUUUCUCAGCCAGCCGAGUGCCAGAGAAGCUGGAUGUGGUGGUGAUUGGCAGUGGCUUUGGGGGCCUGGCUGCAGCUGCGAUUCUGGCCAAAGCUGGCAAGCGAGUUCUGGUGCUGGAACAACAUACCAAGGCAGGAGGCUGUUGUCAUACCUUUGGACAGAAUGGCCUUGAAUUUGACACAGGAAUCCAUUAUAUUGGGCGCAUGGAGGAGGGCAGCUUUGACCGUUUCAUCUUGGACCAGAUCACUGAGGGGCAGCUGGACUGGGCUCACUUGUCUUCCCCCUUUGACAUCAUGGUACUAGAAGGGCCCAGUGGCCGAAAAGAGUUCCCCAUGUACAGUGGAAAGAAAGCCUACAUUCAGGGCCUCAAGGAGAAGUUUCCCCAGGAAGAGGCUGCCAUUGACAAGUAUAUGAAGCUGGUUAAGGUGGUAUCCAGUGGAGCUGUUCAUGCCGUCUUGUUGAAGAUCCUCCCUUUGCCUGUGGCUCAGCUCCUCAGCAAGUGUGGGCUGCUCACCCGUUUCUCUCCGUUCCUUCGUGCGUCCACCCAGAGCCUGGCUGAGGUCCUGCGGCAGCUGCCUGCCUCCCAGGAGCUCCAGGCAGUGCUCAGCUACAUCUUCCCCACUUACGGCGUAACCCCCAGCCACACCGCCUUUUCCAUGCAUGCUCUGCUGGUUGACCACUACAUAAAAGGGGCCUUUUAUCCCCGAGGGGGUUCCAGUGAAAUCGCCUUCCACACCAUCCCUGUGAUUCAGCGGGCCGGGGGCGCUGUCCUGACGAGGGCCCCUGUGCAGAGUGUGUUGCUGGACUCAGCUGGGAAAGCCUGUGGUGUCAGUGUGAAGAAGGGUCAGGAGCUGGUGAACAUCUAUUGCCCCAUCGUGAUCUCCGACGCAGGACUGUUCAAUACAUAUGAGUACUUAUUGCCAGAGAAGGCCCGCUGUCUGCCAGGUGUGAAGCAGCAGCUGGGGAUGGUGCGGCCCGGCAUGAGCAUACUGUCUGUGUUCAUCUGCCUACGAGGCACCAAGAAGGACUUGGGUCUGCAGUCCACCAACUACUUUGUUUAUUUUGACACAGACAUGGAUAAGGCGAUGGAGCACUUCCUCUCUAUGCCCAGGGAAAAGGCUGCAGCACACCUGCCCUUUCUCUUCAUUGCCUCCUCAACAGCCAAGGACCCAACUUGGGAGGACCGAUUGCCAGACCGGUCUACAUUGAUCAUGCUAGUGCCCACUUCCUAUGAGUGGUUUGAGGAAUGGUGGGAGGAGCCCAAAGGAAAGCGGAGCAGCGACUACGAGACCCUCAAAAACUCCUUUGUUGAAGCCUCCCUGUCAGUUGUCAUGAAGCUGUUCCCACAGCUGGAGGGAAAGGUGGAGAGUGUGAGUGGAGGAUCCCCACUGACCAGUCAGUUCUAUCUGGCUGCUCCCCGGGGUGCCUGCUAUGGGGCAGACCACGACCUGGCCCGCCUGCAACCUCAUGUGAUGGCCUCCUUGAGGGCCCAAAGCCCCAUCCCCAACCUCUACCUGACAGGCCAGGAUAUCUUCACCUGUGGGUUGAUGGGGGCCCUGCAAGGGGCCUUGCUGUGCAGUAGCGCCAUCCUGAAGCGGAACCUGUACUUAGACCUUAAGAAGCUUGGCUCAAGGAUCCAAGCACAGAAGAAGAAGAAUUAGUUUGGUCAGGGAUGAGUCAGAGGAAUUUUGCCAGUGCUGUGGCACAGCCCCUGACUUACCCAUAAUGUCUUUCUGCAUUAUUUCCUUGCUCAAGUAAAGGCACUCUAAUUUGUUUUUGAUUUGUGAAUACAGGUCUGACACACAAGUCUAGCAUAGAUCACAGUUCU